UCACAUUGGGCUUUAUUUAUUUACUAUCGGAGGCAGACUGCUCCUUAAUAGAUUGUCACAAGAGGCACGUAUUUUUUUGACGACUGUAAUUAUCGUAUUGUCGCUGGGACAUUAGAAGGUAACAUCGCCGCUAUGUCCAAUGAAGAACGUCUGAGGAAGCUCUUGUCGGAUCUGGGAAAGGCUACUCUGCGUGGAGUUCGAAAGUGUCCGAAAUGUGGUACAUACAAUGGCUCACGUGGACUCUGCUGCAAGAACAAAUUAUGCGCCACUGUGUUCAAUAAGCCGGGUGAGAAACGCAAAUUGUCUACAGAGGCAUGUAAGCUGAUCACAGGUUCUACAGUACAAGUGUUUUCUGUACGAGUAAGAGAUAAGGGUCCUGACUAUCGUGGAUUUGUACAAUUACCACUGAUAAAUGCUACUAUUUCAAAUGAUAUUACAACAUUUAUGUCACAAACAACUGCAUUAUGCUUUGUUGACAGUUGUGAGAGAAGUUUUGACACUAGUGUACUCAAAUGCCAUGAGAAAAAUUAUUCAGAUAUGUCAAUAUCGACAUGUCAGCAUAUUCAAGCAGCAUUAAGGUGUUAUUCUGAAGCACAGCCAUUAACUUUAAAGAAUUCCAUCUUGUCAUCAUUCAAUAUGAAUAAUGAGACUAAGCAAGAGAUAUGGCUGUUAGCGACAGAAACUUCUGGUCCCAUGGUGCAAAGAGUUUCCAAAAACAUAAUGGCAGUGAAAUGUAAAGCUUCCCCUAAGCAUCCAUUGGGCUAUCUUCACUUCUCUUUUUUUGUCACUAAAAUGAAGGACAGAAUUGAGCAUCGUUACUUCUGCAGUUGUACUACAUUCAAAAGUACAGUGAAGGGUACUGUGGUUGAGGACAAAGUAGACAGCACUUCAUCGUUGCAGCCGAAGCGUUGCGUACACUUCUACGCAUGUGUUUGUGCUUUCGCUAGUGAUACAAAGUUAUCGGAAGAGUUUAGUUAUUAUAUUAAUCUAGAUCAAACACAGUCCACUAUACCGAAACCUGUGAUGACCAUGGCACAUAACGACAAAGAUAAAAUCAUUGGAAUUGAUCUAGAUAGUUUAACUACGGAUGAUACUGAUACGCAUCUCUUGAUUUUUCGCGACGAUACUUUAACUGUGCAGAGCUUAGAUGGUAAUAGGCUUGACCUAGACUCUAUGAAUUUAGACUCCUCGAUUUUAUCACACGGUAUCGUCGAAAACAUAGAAGUAGAAUGCGAUCACAAUUUACUGGAUGAUAACAAUAUUAUAUCGCAGGUUCAUAAUUUGGAAGUGAUCGAUCAAAAUAGCGUUCAACUAGAUGGAAAUACCAUAAAAAUAUUGGACGACCAAGCGACAAUCGAUACUAAGUAUAAUAUUCUCAACAAUAGUCAAUAUAUAUUAAACGAUAAUAAUAUAAAAAUACUAGAUGCAAGCACAUUGAAAGUACUGGACACGAAUGCUAUGUUGAGUAUGAACACAAAGGUCGUCGACAAUAGUACUGUUCUGAACAAUGGCAUCAAAAUAAUCGAUAAAAACGAGAUCAGCGCGACAACACAACCGGUGGUCUCGAGCAAACGGAAGAGGGAUGAGAAGUCGACGUCUGUUAACAAUCUGAGUCUGAACUCGAUCGAGCCUAGGAAAACGAAGACGAAGUCACAAAUUAUCAAAAAAUACCAAAACGCGUGUCACGAUGAUCUCGACGAGGCCAACACGAAUCUGCCGUUUAUCAAAUGGCUCGCAUCCAUUACCGAGCGAAUUAAUCAGACGAUGCAUUUCCAGUUUGAUGGCAAGCCGGAUCCUCUGGUAUUUCACGUGCCGCAAAUAUUUUUCGAUUGCCUGCGAGAACGGAUAUCAUGCGGCGGCAAAAAGAAACGUCUACCGAACUCGACGACAGCGUUCGUAAGGAAAGACGGGGUCCCUUUGGGUACGUUCACCAAGUAUACGUGGCAAAUCACUAAUAUCCUACACGUAAAGAGCAUUUUCGAAACAUCAUAUAUACCUUUGGAGAUCACUAGAAGCUUCGUGCAGAAUGCAGACGGCACGUACGAAUUAUACAAACGCGAAGAGACGGAGAUAGAUCGCUAUAAGAAGACGAAUAAUAACGCGUUGAUUAAACCGUUGGAGUUGAAAACGUACUUGAAAGUGGGAAAUACUUCUCCGAAUCAAGUUGAUCCUACACCAUUUUUGAUAGAAUGGAUACCAGAUAUUCUACCAAUAUCGAAGAUAGGUGAACUUAGGAUUAGGUUCGAAUUUGGACAUGUGAAAAAUGAGACAAAUCACAAAUGGAGGAAAAUCGCUCUUUCUAAGAAUUAUUAAAUCCAUAUUCUCGAAAUACCGAUCGUCGUGAAAUUUUCACUUUUCUACCACAAUGGAUUCGAAAAUGACUUCCGUAUUUCGUAAGAACUCUACGAAUUCGAUGUUAGAAAGAUUAGGUAACUUGAAGUCAAGUAACUUGUUGAUAGUUAAUUGUAAGCUUCGGUGCUAUUUCGUGCUAUCCAGAGUGAGUAAAUUAAACUGCAUAUUUGACGGUUGAACGAACGAUUACUAUUCUGUACAUCUGCAGCUGAUAGUAAUCUGGUGGUUUCUGGAAUCGCUAAUUCGAAGACUGAUUUCACAAUUUUCACGAUUACAUGACCGUAGCACGACUCGAUAUUAUAAGAUUCUGAUCCUCUUUGCGAUUAAGUGUAAAUUAAUCUAAAUUAUGAAUCGUUGCAUGCGCCUCUAGGUGUAUUCUACUAUAUUUUGUAUUGUAUAUUUUUAUUUCACUUAAAACAAGAAUUAAAAAUGUAUGAAAAAUAUCUGAAUCAUGACAAAUAUGUUAAUAUUAUUAGCAAUCAUGCCGCGCUGUAGUGUGAGUUUUGAAGUAUUGUGAUAUAAAUAUAUAUUGUAAAUAUUAUGUACUUUUAGAUUUUACGCCGUUAUAUGUAAAAAAGUAUAUUUAUAUUAUUUAAUAACACGAGAUUGUGGUUCUGUUCUGUGAACGAACACAUAUACACAUUUGAAUUUGAGAAUAAAUUAUAU
This is a messenger RNA of Harpegnathos saltator (Jerdon's jumping ant), 3018 nucleotides long. RefSeq lists its product as uncharacterized. Bases 133 to 2313 code for a protein of 726 amino acids. Lineage: Eukaryota; Metazoa; Arthropoda; Insecta; Hymenoptera; Formicidae. The record is from RefSeq and is a predicted model, not a curated record. Gene Ontology annotation, cellular component: nucleus. The transcript has 6 exons.